Eremothecium gossypii ATCC 10895 is the source of this 2052-nucleotide messenger RNA. It is a transcript of the gene KKQ8, whose product is annotated as putative serine/threonine protein kinase KKQ8. Gene Ontology annotation, molecular function: protein serine/threonine kinase activity; ATP binding. The record is from RefSeq and is marked provisional. Lineage: Eukaryota; Fungi; Ascomycota; Saccharomycetes; Saccharomycetales; Saccharomycetaceae. Gene Ontology annotation, biological process: intracellular signal transduction; protein phosphorylation; intracellular monoatomic cation homeostasis. Bases 1 to 2052 code for a protein of 683 amino acids. The transcript has a single exon.
AUGCCGCAGCAGGUGAGGCUUUCUCGGGAGAACUCUGUGAAAAGGUCGCGGUCCCUCACCAAGUCCUUCCGUGGGUUGUUUAAAUUCAACUCUCCGGGAUCACCGCCUUCCUCAGCAGCGACAUCGGACUCGUCUGAGAUGUCAGGGGCGCAGGGGGGGCGAGGAAAUGGAUUACUGGGCGGGCGGACGAAGAAGGCCUCGAUAUCGCCGAAGUCUGAGGCGCAGUUCACGCAGCGCAACAAGUCCGCGGAGUCGGUGGUGAGCGAUGAGGGUGUCGCGAUGGUGGCAAGCGCGGGCGCUCAGUUCUAUGGGCGGGGCAAGCACGAAUCGUCGCCGAACGUGCUGAUGACGGGUGGGGAGGAGGCGGCACGGGCGGCCGGGCGGGCCUCCGCGGAGUCGAUAGCGUUGAGCGAGGGCGGGCCGCCGUCGAUAGACACGAAGCUGGAACGGGUGACUCCGUCGCUCAUCUACCCGCAGAACGGGCGGGCGAAGCACUCCUCGCAGCGGUCGCGGAGCGCCAGCGUCGGGAGGAACAAGGAGCGCGGCGGGCCCACGCCGGCGCCGAUCGGGUCUAUCCGCGAAGAGGAGAGCAAGAAGGCGCACAAGUGCAUCAUCCAGCAGGAGCACUUCACGGUGGAUGAAAACGGCAACCACCAGCAUAGCUUGAAGGUGCUUCCCCUAAUAGUACAGGACCCAGAGAGUCACAAGCCAAAGCUGUUUUCGUUCUCUGCGGUGUUCAAGUCGCACAAAAAUGGGGAAGACGAGGAGCUCAGCGAUGCAUUUUCGAUUUUGCCGGACUACAGCACUGUUCUUGAGAAAACGCUUGUUGAGCCGCUUAGCGAGGUCAAAAUAUUCUCCGAGGCGGCGCAGCCGGAUGAGAACGGUGGUCGCACAGAGGCCAACCAGCCAAAAGAUAUGCCCAAGAUCGUCAACAAGCACGCCGCGAUUGGCAAUGAGGAGUUAAAACUAAUAAAUAAUCUUUCAGAGACCAUCCACGUCGGCAUGCAAGGUCCAGACAAGCAUUCGUCUCCGCCACAGCCGUUUACUUGCAAAGCUACCAAAAGUAAGCAAGUUCUAGCAGAGAAGUAUGGAAAAUGCAUAGGAAUGAUCGGCCAAGGUGCUUAUGGUACUGUGUGGGUAACGUGCAGAAGCCUGCCUCAGGAUAACCAAACUGAGACACACUAUCCCACAGAAACGUACGAGCGAAAUGGAAAACUCUUCUAUGCGAUAAAAGAGAUCAAGCCACGUGCAGAUGAACCGAACGAAAAGUUUAGCACUCGCUUGACGUCAGAAUUUGUAAUAGGACACUCCUUGAGUGGCGGCGCGGGAGGUACUAAGCGUCUGACUUCGCACCCGAAUAUAUUGAAGGUUUUGGACCUUAUGCAAGCGCACGAUGUUUUCAUAGAGGUGUUUGAGUUUUGCCCGUCUGGGGACCUAUUCAGCCUAUUAACAAGGUCCUCGAAAACCGGCUCCGGAUUGCAUCCUUUGGAGGCGGACUGCUUCAUGAAGCAGCUACUAAAUGGGGUUAGGUAUAUGCACGAUCACGGGGUUGCACACUGUGAUUUAAAGCCAGAAAAUAUAUUGUUCACUCCGAAUGGCACCCUUAAAUUAUGUGACUUCGGGUCUAGCUCUGUCUUCCAAACUGCGUGGGAGAAACGCGUACAUUUCCAAACCGGUGCUGUGGGCUCCGAACCAUAUGUGGCGCCUGAGGAGUUCAUCCCCAAACGGGAGUAUGAUACUAGGCUGGUCGAUUGCUGGAGUUGUGGCAUUAUCUAUUGCACAAUGGUGUUAGGUCAUUAUUUAUGGAAAAUUGCCAUUAAAGAAAAGGAUCAGAUAUACAGCGCUUUCCUCGACGAUAUGACUACUCGUGGCGAGUACUACGUUUUUGAAAAUAUGAGGCAUGUCAACCAAGAGGUUAACCGCUGCAGAAAGAUGUGCCUAUACAACAUCUUCCAGUGGGAUCCGAAAAAGAGAAUCACUAUUCCAAAGCUUUUGGACACCCCAUGGAUGAGGCGAACCAAAUGUUGUGUCAACUACAGGGCCGCAAUUUAA